GAUAAAUUAAAUACUGUUGUUGGCUGAAAAUUCCGUAACCUUGAUUUUAAAGCACAUUUGGGUUAGACACUGAAACAAGAAGAAGGUGCUAAUUCAAAUAUUUCAAUAUGCAGUGGAUUACGAUAGCAUUACUUGGAACUUUGGCUGGGUAUGUAUCUUGUGAUAUGAAGAAUUUCCUGAUUGCAGCUGAAAAAUGUGAAGAAAAUAGAAACGCGGACAUAUUAAAAGAUUUUAGUUUUUGCAAGACACAGUCAAGAUUUUUCAACUGCUUAUCUGAAGCUGUUUUCAAUCAAAACGUGAAAUUCCACAAGGAGCCGUAUCGUGUAUUAUUUGCAUUGAAAGAGGCUUGUUUACCUGGGACAACAUUGCAUAAAGAACUGCAGGUUUCAGCUGAUUGCACUCUUGAAACAAUUCAAGAUUUCACGGAAUGCAUUGGAGAUCCUUCUCCUCUUUUAGAGAAAAGUAUUAAAGAAAGAAGUAAAAUGCUUUGUCCGAAGCUUGACAGUAUGACUCAUUGCAUGCAAGUCAGUGUAAAAAAUAAGUGUAAAAAGGUGUCAUCGACCGAUUUCUUCCUUAUCCUGGUUGAGCCGAUUAUAUCUUUCCAGAAGAGAUUGUGCCAACUACUGAACAGCAAAUAGGAAAAGUAACUGAACCCAUAAGAAGAAUCUAAGUCAAAUAAAGUUGUUUUAAAAUAUCAAA
Molecule: messenger RNA, 699 nt
Organism: Parasteatoda tepidariorum (common house spider)
Lineage: Eukaryota; Metazoa; Arthropoda; Arachnida; Araneae; Theridiidae
Source: RefSeq, a predicted model, not a curated record